CUGCUUGUGACCGAGCAAGCAGCUUUGCCCUAGUGAAGAGCAAAGAUUUUUUCAGAGCUUAGCAUUCUGAAGUCUCAGGAAGCUGGCCCAUCUAAACGUGCAUGGCUGAUGAGAAAGGCAUAUAAGAAGCCAUGGCACUCCCCUUUCAGAAAGAGCUGGAGAAAUACAAGAACAUCGAUGAAGACGAGCUUCUCGGCAAACUCUCAGAAGAGGAACUGAAACAGCUGGAAAAUGUUCUGGAUGACCUGGAUCCCGAGAGUGCGAUGCUGCCGGCUGGGUUCCGACAGAAAGACCAGACGCAGAAAGCUGCCACUGGCCCGUUCGACCGCGAGCACCUCCUCAUGUACCUGGAGAAGGAAGCUUUGGAGCAGAAAGACAGAGAGGACUUUGUGCCCUUCACUGGGGAAAAGAAAGGAAGAGUCUUUAUCCCCAAAGAAAAGCCUGUAGAAACUCGUAAAGAAGAAAAAGUGACUCUUGAUCCAGAACUGGAAGAAGCUUUGGCCAGCGCGUCUGACACUGAACUCUACGAUCUUGCAGCUGUCCUCGGAGUACACAAUUUGCUCAACAAUCCAAAGUUUGAUGAAGAAACAGCCAAUAAUAAAGGUGGCAAAGGACCUGUAAGAAAUGUGGUCAAAGGUGAAAAGGUCAAGCCAGUAUUUGAGGAGCCACCUAAUCCCACAAAUGUGGAAAUAAGUCUGCAGCAGAUGAAAACCAACGAUCCCAGCCUGCAAGAAGUCAACCUCAACAACAUUAAGAACAUUCCAAUUCCAACCCUGAAGGAAUUUGCAAAAGCUCUGGAGACCAACACACAUGUAAAGAAGUUCAGCUUGGCUGCAACCCGCAGUAAUGACCCUGUAGCCAUUGCUUUUGCAGAUAUGCUGAAAGUAAACAAGACCUUGAAAAGUCUAAACAUAGAGUCCAACUUUAUCACUGGAACUGGGAUUCUGGCCCUGGUUGAGGCCCUGAGAGAAAAUGACACCUUGACGGAGAUUAAGAUCGACAACCAGAGGCAACAGCUGGGAACCGCUGUGGAGAUGGAAAUUGCCCAGAUGCUGGAAGAGAACUCAAGGAUUCUCAAGUUUGGUUACCAGUUUACCAAGCAAGGGCCACGAACAAGGGUGGCAGCUGCCAUCACAAAGAAUAAUGACCUGGUUCGUAAGAAAAGAGUUGAAGGAGACCAAUGGUAAACUUUCACAGGAAGAGGUGAAGUUUCCCCACGGCAGCCACUGAAACACAGACAGAAGCCCUUCUUCUUCACCGGGACCAUCGUAUCAAAGGUUGUCCAUUUCCGUUAACCACACGACCAAUUAUUUAAUUGCUCUUCUUUCUUAGCACUACUUAUUUAUCUUGGAUUUUAAAAUAUAUAUAGUUGUUUUAUUUACUUGUGGGCACUUCUGGCAACUUGCACAAAUGGUCUGAAGCAGGUUUGAGGCAGUGAUAGCGAUCAAAGUGAUUUUAAUCCCUUUCUUACUGGCUUGUCUUGCUUUCUAACAUGAACUUUUUUUUUUUAAUCACUGAAAGCAAUUUAGUAUAGCAUAUGUGUUUGUAACUGUGAUUAUAGUAGAGGCCUACCUCUGUUUACAUGCAUAGCUUUGAGUUAGGCUGAAUUCAUCGUGUUCUGCCGACCACACGAGAAGUUAGUAUUGCCAAUCUUUCACUGGGUAAGCAAAUGGGACCGAGGUAGCACAAAUUCUCCCUGAGCUCCAAAACAAUCGCUAACUGUACAUGCCCUACCGAUUGGAGAUCUGUGUUGUCUUCAGAAAACAAGACAACAUUAUGACACUGUAACACAGCCUUAGCAAAUAAAUAGAAAAUAUUUAUUAGCCCAUGAACAUAGUGUCUAGCCAGACUCACAGGAGCGAAAUGCACGAGCACACUGACCGUUCAACUUAAACUGGAUCUUCAGCACGAUUCUAAUGGAUAACUAUUUACAGAGCUGUUUUGAAGUUUUCCAGACAUGACAGAGAAUUUUACAUUUUUCUAAGAGGAAGGCUUUUAAAACAGUACAUCCCUAAACAAAACAAGAAUUAAUCGUCCAUUGGUUUCGGUUGUCUGAUACACACGAUUGCCUCUGUUUGGCAAAGUGUAGAAGCAUUGCUUGCUUUACUGUUAGUGUACCGUGAUUACAGGAUGAAAUGUGAACAUUCCAGUUAAUUACAGAGAUUUCUCCCCGCACAGCACCAUCCAUCCAGACAUUUGCAAACAUCAGGGAAAGUGUGCGUAUCAUCACCAUGCAGAUGUUGGUCACCGAGACCAAAGCCUGUGGAAGUAGAACCGAGGUGAAGCUGUGUUGUAGGGUGCGUUCAUCUCUCAAUGCAGCAGUGCAGCGGUGGCCCGAUAAACCGAGAAACAGGUGCCUGCGGCCUUCGGCUGGAGCCCUGCCGACUGCUUGGGCCUCUGCCGACUGCCAGCGCCCUGUGAUUGGCAGGGAGCACUCAGACGCUGCCUGCACUGCCUCUCCCUCUCUGCCUCCCAUCCCCCUCCCUUCCUUCCACCUCAUUCUCUGUGGUUCUCAGCCUCUGAUUGAAAACAUCCUGGUGCUAGUGACUCUUAGAGCUGAAGAGAUGGCCAAGCCAGGCUCCUGCUUGAGAGUCUAAUCCUCAGUUGGUUUAGUAACCGAGUGUUCCUGAGUUGCUUGGUAACAGUAAAACAAGUUAAUGGGAAAAUAAUGACUCUAUUAUUCGGUUUAGCUUGUAAAGCACAUGGAAUCUGUUUAGGGUAGCCCUUAUAAAAUUAGACAUGUAUCUGUAUUGUAAGUACCCACAUCUGUGUCUCUAACGUCCUCGGAGACAUCUCAUUUUCUUGACAAUUUCUUUUAUAUUGUUUGGGAGCACAAGCAGCAGAACGUUCUGACAUUUUUGGAGGUCUAAAAGUCCUUUAACUCAUUUACUAUCAUAUCUCCCUAGCACUCUAGACAAACAUAGUAAAUACUAUUUGUUGGUGUUCUGGGUUUCUUUUUCCUUCCCUCUCACCCAUUUAGGUGUGGUAUAUUGGAGCCAAUUAGAACAGACAUGCUGAUUGUUAGAUUUUCAAAAAUUUUGCAAACUGGUUGCUUAACAGAGCCAUUAUUAAAAAUUAAAUAGCACACACCAUUUAA
Molecule: messenger RNA, 3097 nt
Organism: Tupaia belangeri chinensis (Chinese tree shrew)
Lineage: Eukaryota; Metazoa; Chordata; Mammalia; Scandentia; Tupaiidae
Gene: TMOD2
Product: tropomodulin 2
Exons: 10
Coding region: 132-1187 (351 amino acids)
Biological process (GO): muscle contraction; pointed-end actin filament capping; actin filament organization
Cellular component (GO): myofibril; cytoskeleton; striated muscle thin filament
Molecular function (GO): tropomyosin binding
Source: RefSeq, a predicted model, not a curated record